This is a messenger RNA of Falco peregrinus (peregrine falcon), 3096 nucleotides long. It is a transcript of the gene YIPF5, whose product is annotated as Yip1 domain family member 5. Bases 145 to 906 code for a protein of 253 amino acids. The record is from RefSeq and is a predicted model, not a curated record. Gene Ontology annotation, cellular component: trans-Golgi network; membrane. The transcript is spliced from 6 exons. Gene Ontology annotation, biological process: regulation of ER to Golgi vesicle-mediated transport; endoplasmic reticulum to Golgi vesicle-mediated transport; vesicle fusion with Golgi apparatus. NCBI's taxonomy places the organism in Eukaryota, Metazoa, Chordata, Aves, Falconiformes, Falconidae.
CCCGGGGGAGGUGCUCGGCCCAGUGCACCGCGCGCACGCGCGGCCUCACUGACCCCGGAAGUGCUCGGGCGGCUGGGUGACACGUCGCAGGGGCCGCGGCGGCGGGUGUGGGGCUUGGCCCGGAGGGGCUGCAGAUAAUUUGCGAUGUCUGGGUUUGACAGCUUCAACACAGACUUCUUCCAGACGAGUUACAGUAUCGAUGACCAGUCGCAGUCCUAUGAUUACAGUGGAAGACCGUACAGCAAGCAGUAUGGAGGCUAUGAAUACUCUCAACAAAGUGGAUUUGUCCCUCCAGACAUGAUGCAGCAGCAGCCUUACACAGGGCAGAUUUACCAGCCAACACAGACAUACACUCCAACUUCAGCACAGUCUUUUUAUGGAAGUAAUUUUGAGGAUGAACCUCCACUGUUAGAAGAAUUGGGGAUCAAUUUUGACCACAUCUGGCAGAAGACACUAACAGUGCUACACCCAUUAAAAGUAGCAGAUGGCAGCAUCAUGAAUGAGACUGAUUUGGCUGGACCUAUGGUCUUCUGUCUAGCUUUUGGAGCCACAUUAUUACUGGCUGGUAAAAUUCAAUUUGGUUAUGUGUAUGGAAUCAGUGCAAUCGGAUGUUUAGGGAUGUUUUGUCUCCUGAACUUAAUGAGCAUGACGGGUGUCUCGUUUGGCUGCGUUGCCAGUGUCCUUGGAUACUGUCUUCUUCCCAUGAUCCUACUUUCCACUUUCGCAAUUGUAUUUUCGUUGCAGGGAAUGAUGGGGAUUAUUCUCACGGCUGGAGUCAUUGGCUGGUGCAGCUUUUCUGCCUCCAAAAUCUUUAUUUCUGCCUUAGCAAUGGAAGGACAACAACUUCUAGUAGCAUACCCCUGUGCUUUAUUGUAUGGAGUCUUUGCUCUCAUUUCUGUGUUUUGAAUAGACUGUCCAAACUUUGGACUUUGGUGGGCCAAAAUAAAAACAUCAACUUGGAACCUUUAGCUGGACCAGAAACGGCUGCAAACAACUGUAUAGUGUUGCUAUCAUAAAACUUAGACCUGUUUUGAAUCAUCUGGAACAAUGAAAACAAAUGUCUCACGUUCACUUUUUUAGGACUUUGAAUACUGUUUUCAAUUGACCUGAGGUGUCUAUAGCUUUAAUACAUGUUCAUGCUUGUCAGGUUAAUGUAAUUUCUUUCCCAUUCCUAUAUCUUUAGAAAAGUAACUUUUGGUUGUUUGAGGGUCAUGUUUGGUUUUUGUUUUGCGUUUUGGUGUUUGUUGGGGUUUGUGUUUCUCUUUUUUUAGGGGCAUCAGGGAGGGAGAUGUAUUGCAGUUGUAAGUUGAUAGAUUUUUAUCAAAAGAAGUUAACAGAACUGCAGAUGCCCUUAGUUUGAGGUCCUUUUUAAAUAAAUCUGCAGUAAUAAGGAACCUAUUUUCUCUCCCCUCUUACCAAAAGCAAAAUGCACAAAUGAACACAAGCAAUUAAGAGUAUUUUCUGUAUUUUAACAAGUAUACUCUUUGGUCUCAUUUAUUUGUUCAUUUGAUGUGGUAGUAUUUCAGGGUUUACAUACCUAAAUUAUGAAUUAGAAAACAUGUUUAAAAGUUAAAGGGAUCUGUAAUUCUGUCACACUUGAAAUAUGAAUACAUUUGGAUGUCUGAGUAGCUAUAUGUUAACUUGGAUUUCUGAAGAUGACUUUAACUAGUUUCUUCAAAUGGUGCACAUAUUAGUUAGAUGAAGAGUAAUCUCUUUUGCAGUACUUCCAAGAAAAACACCAUUUUGAAAAUGUUAUGCUUGUCAGUAUUGUAGUUACUGUAAAAUAAUUUAAAGCAUAUUGAUUAAAUUUUCCUUAAAUUUUGAAAAAAGGGGUUUCUAAUCUUUCUUUUUCAGUGGAGUUCAGUACUAAAAUAGUAUCUUCAAUAUUGAAUCAAAAUCAUAUUUAAAACUGGAUUUGGUAUUUGCUGCAGUCACAAAUACUUAACCUUACAUGAGAAGUAUAAUACAGUUUGUGAUGUUAGUCACAAGAACUCUUACAAGCAUGAGAAGUGGGAAUGCAAAAAUUGUUGUUCUUCACAUAAGCACUUGCUAAUUCUUAAAAUACACAAGGAGAGGCUACAGGCGCAUUUUAAUUCAUGAUGAGGAGGGGAGGUUACUUAUGUAGAUAGUAAUUCCCUGCCGCCACCUUGGAAAUCAAAAAGAGUUCUAACAAAGUGCUAGACUAUAACUACCAUUUCUUCAGCAAUUUAUCCAAGGGAUUUAAUUUAAUUGAAUUUACUACAGGUAUUAGUCUGUUGUUCAUCUGUUGUGUUCAUGGAAUGACCUGUUCAGAGACUUCAGGAGUUGAAUAGCUGGUCAGAUAUUAUGUUAACACCUGGUAAGACUCAAUGUGCAAAUGCAUCUUCAAAGGAAAGCUUUGAUUUUAGUGGUAUGGGAAUGAAUAAAUUCAAAGGCGCAGCACACAGUUUUGUUCACUGUUCCCUUAGUUCUGCACAUUCUCCUAAAAACAGCUUCCUAGGACCACUAGAAGUUACUGGCAAGGUCCUUUGUUGGCCAGAGCCAGCUUUUGCUUGUGUUACUGGGAGGUGUGGGAAGUGUCAUGUGAGUGUAAAGCCUUUAAGAACCAAAUGGUCAUGCACAAAAUUGUUCAGACUUGCAUUUACUGUAACUGGUGGUUACAAUGAAUUUUAAAACACCCAUAAGAAGCUUCAAUUUCCUUCCAGAAGCAAAUUCAAGAGCCCAGUUUUCUACUUUGAUACAUUACUACAAAUUAUUAUCCUAAAUAAAAGUGGUGAGUUGAUUUUAUUUAGCAAAAUGUUUUACUAUGUGACUUCUUUAGAUUAGUAGGCCACAUCUGCCCCAGCGCACAAAGUUCUUACUCUUUUUAAUGAAGAACAUUACCUGCUGAUGGAGCAUGAUGUCCUGUAUUUGUGCAACUAAAUUACAGUGAUUACCUUUACUAAUGAGACCUAAUUAAAUACAGAAUUGUUCUAGUAAGUAUAAAAGCUCACAUACUUUCCCGAGCACAUCAGGUUCUAAUACUCAAAUAUUGUAUUUUUGUGAAAGGGGCUAAUUAAGCUUAGCUUGCAUAUACGGAUGUGGUUCAUUUAUUAAAGCUUGUGUGCUGAUCCUGUA